This is a messenger RNA of Acanthoscelides obtectus, 1515 nucleotides long. The record is from the annotation of a GenBank genome assembly. NCBI's taxonomy places the organism in Eukaryota, Metazoa, Arthropoda, Insecta, Coleoptera, Chrysomelidae.
GUUUCUAUACCUAGGGCAAAUUGUCACCAACAGAGGCUGCCUUUUAUUUAUUUCAAAUGUCAAAUGUAUAGGUUAGAUACGUGGCUGAAACAAUUUUUAGAAACUACCACGUAAUUCUGAUAAAUUAUGGCUACUAUAAUCCAUUUCCUUUUAUUCGCAAUCUAUUGCAUUAACCAGAGCCUUGCAUACUUCAUAACUGUAGACGCACACGCCGAAGAAUGUUUUUUCGAAAAAGUAGACGCUGGCACAAAGUUGGGACUGGCAUUUGAAAUAGCUGAAGGAGGUUUCUUGGACAUAGAUGUCCGUAUCUUAGGACCAGAUGGAAGCACUAUUUAUCAGGCUGAAAGAGAGACCUCUGGGAAAUAUACAUUUGCAGCCCAUACAUCAGGUGUAUACACAUACUGCUUCUCAAAUAAAAUGUCUACCAUGACACCUAAAGUGGUAAUGUUUCAUAUGGCUGUUGGCGAUUCCCCCAAAGUUGAGGCUGAAGAAGGAAAAACUCAUAACAAGUUAGAAGAUAUGAUAAAGGAACUAAGUGCACAACUGACUAGUGUAAAACAGGAACAGGAAUACAUGCAAAUAAGGGACAGAAUCCAUCGCAGUAUCAAUGAAAGCACAAACUCCAGGGUUGUGAUGUGGUCCUUUUUUGAAGCACUCAUUCUCAUAGCAAUGACGCUAGGUCAAGUGUACUAUCUCAAAAGAUUUUUUGAAGUUAGGAGGGUAGUCUAAAUUAUGUUUAAGGGUUGUUUUUUCAGCCUUGAUAUAAGGACUUAUACACAGGAUCAGAUAUAUUUGGAGAUACCGAGUGGUAUUGUGGCAAUAGAUGUUUCACUGUAUACUGCAAAUGUCAAAAAUUUGCUAUCAGUAGAUGUGAGGUAUAUAGGAUAUUCAAUUCUGACUGUAACACUCAAGUUAUUAAGGUAUUACCUUCAAUAAGUUUGACUUGUAUAAUUGAGACUGCAAAAAAUGAUGCAUGGUUUCAAUAUUUCCCUUUGAAGAUCUCAAGCCAACCGUUUCUUGUGUAUCCCUCAUGUCUUUUAAGAAUUCUAUAGAUGCAACACAUCUAAAAAACUUUGAUCCAAUUUUUGCAUCUAGUAUGUAAUAAUUUUGUGAAAUUGUACAUUUUUUGCGGAACAGUAAAAACCUGUGUAUUCUAAGCUAGGAAAAUUGCAGUUUUUGUUUUUUUUUUGUUUUCAAUACCCUUCCAAUUUUUCUAGCCAAUUGAAAUGUGUAUAUAUUUGUUCAUGUAAAUUUAAUUUGUGAAUGUCAUCUGUUGUAAAUUGAAUAACAUUUAAAUACAGAAUUUUGUUAAUAUUUUUUUUUUCAGUCUAUAUUCAGAAAAUCCAAUAAAUCUUACCAAAUCUGUGAUAAACAGUAAGAACAUCUUGAACUAAAUAAUUUACCUCCUAUACAGUUAAAUUCACGUUACCAUUAUUUAUUUGAAAGACAAUAAAUAACAUUUUUUAUAUCCAUUUUAUUUAAUAACAAAAAUGUACAUUAAACUAAAAUAUAUAC